AUGCCUGCAGAUUUGAAUUUUGGCAAGAGGUCAAAAGUGAAAUCUUGGAAAAAUAAUCUCGCAAAUCAGAAGUCAGACAAAUCUGAGAUCUUAUUCACAAAGUUAGAAAAUAUAACAAACUCAUCUUUCAGUAACCAAAAGGAUCUACCUGAAGAUGAAUUAGUUGAUUCGCAAGAUCCGUAUCACAUAGAAAAGCUAAAAUAUCCAGACACAUGUGCAAAGCUUAUAGAUCGCCUACAUGCCUUAUUACGUGCAUCGGCUAGGGAAUUGCAUACAAUACGGAUCGAGAAUUCGGAACUGAGACAAUUAUUGACAACUCUUAAGAAGGCCAAUGCUCUGCUUCAGGAACAGAUGUCGAAGGGCGGAUUCAGAUCACCUAAUACAAACCUCGAUUAUGUGACCUUACAGAACGAAAAUGAAAGACUUUCUAGUGAAUUAGAAAUCUCCAGAGGAAAAUUGAAUACCAUGUCAACAGCUUGGGAUGAUUGCUAUAAAAGGCUUUUAUCUGAAAACAAUAAACUUCGAAAAACUAUUGAUGAUCUUCAAGAAACCAUAAAAAUACUUCAACAAAAGGAUAAACCAAAGGCGAUAUGUGACAUACCCGCUUGUGAUGACUUGACUCAAUGGAUAGAAAAGGCACUAAAAUCUGCACUGGAAGAGAAUGUGGAAAGAGUGCGAAAAUUAAGCGGUGGUUCUCGUAUGAGCCUCGACCUUGAAUCCACAUCUUCUCCACCUCUGGCACCUCCGCCAUUCGUAACAAGGAGAUACUCCUACACAAACUCACAUCAGUAUACAAAACAUCCUGUUAAUGGUCGCAGCAAAAGUAGAAAGAUAAACCUGAGACUUCAAACACUGACAAAAACCAUGGAGACUUUAAAUAACCCAUGUCCUAAUAAAACAAGAAUCGUCUCACCUUUGGAAACUCUCCUUUUGAUGGUAAACGAAAUUCUUGAAAAGUUGACCGAGGGCAGAAUGGAGGAAUAUAUUCACAAUAAACGCCGGAAAUCGUUGCAGGAUAGAAAUAGCCGCCCAAUUCAGAUUGUAAUGACUACCACAACCGCAUAG
This is a messenger RNA of Rodentolepis nana, 1065 nucleotides long. The record is from the annotation of a GenBank genome assembly. NCBI's taxonomy places the organism in Eukaryota, Metazoa, Platyhelminthes, Cestoda, Cyclophyllidea, Hymenolepididae.